Molecule: messenger RNA, 2469 nt
Organism: Microplitis demolitor
Lineage: Eukaryota; Metazoa; Arthropoda; Insecta; Hymenoptera; Braconidae
Exons: 3
Coding region: 1-2469 (822 amino acids)
Source: RefSeq, a predicted model, not a curated record
AUGUCAGAGGUGUUACAAUAUCCUAAUACCACCGUUCAAGUUCGACGAAGUGUGCAAGCAAACAUAGCAGUUCUUUGUUGGUACAGUAAUCAGUUUCUGCAACUUAGUGGACAAGUAGCAGGUGGUGAUUUAAGUGUAAAUAAUCAAUCUAUUAAAUGGCAAGAUCUCGAGAACGCUUUUUCCAACAACAUUAAGACAGGAUCGAUAAUCAACCGAUCUCACACUGACUUGAGAGAUUUUUUGAAUGUUUCUAGAGACAUUGUCCUGGAUAAAAUCCAAGAAAUGCUGGAAAACGUUGCAGGUGUUAAAGUAAACGUUGAACUAUUUUGCAAAUUCAGGAAAAAUACAUCAGUCGAAGAAGAAGUCAAAUCAUUCAAUACCAAAAGUCGGGCGAUUUUACCUGCAACAUCUUUAAGUGAAUGGUAUACAGACUUUGUAUACGAAAAAAUGUUAAACAAGGUGGAAGAAUUUAAUCAAAAAGAUUCAGGGUGGAGUUUGACGGAGAUUACCAAUCUGGUGGUAACAAUGUCAAAAUACACACCUCUGCAAGGAGGGACUUCAACGUUUGUGAGGCUUCCUCGAGAUAUCCAGAUGAAACGAGCUGUUCUCAACAUAGAAAAUUUCGAUGAGUACUGUUUUCUAUGGAGCGUCGUUGCUGCGAUUCAUCUUCCUAACACUGGACAUCCUGAGAGAACAUCGGCGUAUCCUCAUUAUAGUGCUGUCCUAGAAUAUACAGAUAUUAAAUUUCCUAUGACACUUGAGCAAAUCCCACAGUUUGAAAGAUUAAAUGAUUUAACAAUAAAUGUAUAUGAUCUUUCACGAUUAGUUAAAAGUCAGAUAUCAGCUUCGAAAAGCAAAUUAUUUUUUUGUGAUCGAUGCUUAAAUAAUUUCAAACUGGAAAAAUCGUUUGAAGAUCAUAAAAAAGACUGCUUCGCAUUAAAUAAAGUUCACAUGACGUUUCCGACUGAAGAAAAUAAAAUUUUAAAGUUUAAAAAUUACCAGUAUGAAGAUAUCGUACCAUUUGUUGUCUAUGCAGACCUAGAAUGUACACUUGAACCUCAAGAAAAAGAUAAUUCUGACAAACAUAUACCACAUAGUAUCGCAUUUUAUCGUUUUUGUAGUUAUAAUAACAAUUUAUCUAAAUUUGAACUGAAUCGAUCACAAACCUGCAUCGAGUGGUUUGUAAAAAAAUUAGAAUGUUUAGCAUUAGAAGUCGAAUCAUACUUAAAAAAUCCUGUUGCUAUGAAACCUCUGUCGAGACAACAAAAAGAGAUUCAUGAGCAAGCAACUGUUUGUCAUAUUUGUGAAAGGUCUAUAACUUCUGCUACAGAUAAAUGCUACGAUCACUGUCAUUUUACUGGUAACUAUCGCGGUCCAGCUCACUUAUCUUGUAAUAUAAAUUAUAGAAAAUCUCACACUAUACCAAUAGUAUUUCAUAGUUUAUCUGGUUACGAUUCUCAUUUUAUAAUAAAAUCUUUAUCAACUGUUUUCGAGGGUAAAAUUACAUUAUUACCAAUUAAUAAAGAACGUUAUAUAUCUUUUACAAAGUAUGUUGAAAAUACAUCAGUUUGCUUACGUUUUAUAGAUUCAUUCAGAUUUAUGGCUUCUAGUCUUGACAAAUUAGCAUCUAAUCUGAAUGAUUGUGAUAAACAGAUUACUCAACAACAUUACAGUGAUCCUGAAAAAUUUAAAUUAGUUACUCGAAAGGGUGUAAUCCCAUACGAGUACGUAACUGAUAUUGACAAACUUAAUGACAAACAGCUGCCUGAUCAGGACUCAUUUUAUUCUAAAUUAUCGAACGAAGGUGUAUCUGAUAAUGAUUAUGCUCUUGCUCAAUUAGUGUGGAAUAAAUUUGAUAUUAAAACAUUGGGGGAAUAUUCAGAUUUAUAUUUAAAAACAGAUGUACUACUUUUAGCUGACAUAUUUCAAAAUUUCAGACAUAAUUGUAUGGCUACCUAUAGCUUAGAUCCUUUACAUUACUAUACAGCGCCGGGACUUGCUUUCGAUGCGAUGUUGAAAUAUACAAAUGUUGAACUCGAGUUAUUUACCGAUUCUGAAAUGAUGCUAUUUGUUGAAAAAGGUAUCAGAGGUGGUGUAUCUCAGUGUACAAAUAGGUAUGCAGUGGCCAAUAAUCGUUACAUGGGAUCCAGCAUUAAUCCUAAUAAAGCUGAAUCCUAUUUAAUGUAUUAUGAUGUGAAUAAUUUGUAUGGUGCUGCUAUGAGUAUGCCGCUACCAAAAGGUUCAUUUGAUAACGUAGAUAACGUAGAUAACGUAGAUCAAUUUUUAAACGACAUCGAUAGCGUUGGCUAUGUAUUAGAAGUUGAUCUACAUUAUCCUCAGGAAUUGCAUGAUCUACAUAAAGAUUUACCACUAUGUCCUGAACAUUUUUCACCACCGGGUAGCAAGUAUACUAAAUUAUCGACAACUUUAUAUGAUAAAAAAAUUAUGUUAUACAUUAUAAGAAUUUAG